Molecule: messenger RNA, 7324 nt
Organism: Cinara cedri
Lineage: Eukaryota; Metazoa; Arthropoda; Insecta; Hemiptera; Aphididae
Source: the annotation of a GenBank genome assembly
UAAUAUAUAGGUUCGGAACCACUGGCGGUGACAGUACCCGACGACUCGUCGCGGUUCGUAAUAUUAUAUACAAUAUCUGGUGAACUUUAAGUUCGGCGAGUAUUUUAUUCUACGGCGGAGAGCAUUCACAGCGACAAUAAUAAUAUGAUCGGUGAGUACGUAAGCGCGUAAUAAUAACGGAGGUACCUGCCUAUUCGCUGUAUUCCAUAUUAUAUUUAAUAACAUUAAAAUAGGUACUUACAUUUUAAUUAUUAUAAUGUUGUUAUUAUUCCCACUUGUGGCGUGAUAAAAUUUGUAGAUAGGUAGUUAUUGACAAAUAAAUCUCCACCUAUUUAUAUUAUUAUUUUAUUUUUUUUCUAGUUUAUAUAGCUGAUUGAGUGUCUAUGUGGGGAAAAAAUCAUAAGUUUUAAAUAAAUAUAUUUUCGAGAUAGCGAACAAAAAAUAUAUUAAGUAUCUAUUAUUGUAUUAUUAUACGAGUGGACAGUUUUGCCAAUUUUAGCACGAUAUAAUAUUAUACGAGUAUUAUUAUAUUAUUGUUGUAGAAUAACGGUAACACGAUAAAAUAAUAUACAUAGCAGGGGUGGCCAAACGGUCGAUCGCCAUCGAUCCGUAUGUCGCAGAUGAUUUAAAUGUCGAUUUCCAUUUCGUUUGAAUAUAUUUUUAUGUAAUUAGUAGAUAAAUAACAAUUGCUGAUCAUUUUUAUACUAAUAUAUUAUUUUUAUUUUGCUGUACAUUUAUCAAGUAUUACUUAAAAAUUCGCAGAGUUUAACCAGGCCAAUUGUAUUUACAAUUUAUUAUAUUAUUACCUAUAUUAGUCUUAAUAAUAGUGCGAUGAAAAACAUUUAACUAUGCAUUUUAAUUUUAUUAUUUUGUACAUGUAUGUUUCUUGUCACCACCUAUUGGGUAAUUUAUAAGUAUAUAUUUUUGUUAGAAAGGCGACACUCAAAGGAAAAAUAUAUUCUUAGUGAGAUCUCUACCAAAAAAAAGUUUGGCCACCCCUGCUAUAUAGGUACUUAUCGAACGAAUAUUUAUAAUUAAAUCUGUAACCGGUAAUUAUUACCUAAUUUUGAGUGUGGUGCGUAUAUUAUAAAAAAAAUAUUAGUACAUAUUAUACAAUAUAAGUAUUCUAUAUUUCUAUAGUAAAUCGAUGUUCAGAUUGACUAUCGGUGUAAUUUUUUUUGUUUUUAAUCUAUAUUUAAUUUUGUGCAAUCUGUUUCUACGAGAAUAAUAAGCUUAUCAAUUGACUAAUAAAAUACAAUAACAGUCGUAAAUCAACAUCUGUCGCAUAUUCAACUGUUGACACAUUAUUAUCAUAUUAGGUAUCUAUAAUACAUAAUGUGACAAUACAAUUUUGCAAACAUCACUAAUCAUGUUAAUUGUUAUAGUGACAAUACCUACCAGCAUUAAUUUUUAAUUUUUUAUUAACAAUUGUUUAAUAUUAGUUAACGAAUGUAAGAAUCGAUUUUGCGAAGAACAUUCAAAAUAUGAGCGGUAAGUAGAUAUACGCCUACCUAACAAUUUUUUUGCGACAAAUUACACGCGUUUAAACGUAUUCACUCAUCACUGAUAUUAUAUUGUUCUUGAAAAAUGUAUCCCAAACACAAAAUAUUUCAAAUUUAUUUUUUAUACCAAAAAUAACGAUUAAAAUAUUAAUUUGAUAUUUAAUUUUUAAAAAUCAAUUUAAAUACUAAUCUAAUGAAUUAUACGAUGAAAAUUUAUUUGCAUGUACAUUUUCUAAUAUUUAAAAUGUGUAUUAUAAACCUAUUUGCUAUUUAUAAAGGUACACAUAUUGGUAUGUAUUUUAUAUAAACAAUUCCUUUACCCGCUUGCUGUAUAUUAUCUACCUACAUUCAAUUGCUGGCAUAAGAGGAAAUCUCACUUUUGGCCUUAUGACGUUCGGUAGUUUUAAAAUAUUUAAAUUUCGACCUUAAAUGACCGGAUGUUCUAUUAUAACUUUUUGACUUUAGGUAUUGUUUUUCAAAAUUUGAAAUAGGUAAACUAUCUACUUUAGUUGGUAUCCAAAUCCUUACGAAAACUAAUAUUUUUAAAAACCGAAACAGUAAUAAACAUUUUAUUUAUUUCAUAAUUAUUAUAAUUUUAAAUGUCACAGUUUCCUUACGAUACACAGUAUUUUAUUAAAAAAAGUGUCCGAGUGUUUUGUUUUAGUAACUUUAAUUAAUUUUUAAUAAUCGAUAACUAUUUUCCUAUUAACAAUAUAAUCCGUAAGAAAGAUAUAUAAUUGCGUGUUACAAUAUACUCUCAAAAGAAUUAGCAGGGAAAACACCACUGAUUUGAAGUACCUAGGUAUACCCAUAUAGUUAUAAAUCAUUUUAUAUUGAUAACAUACAAUUUUUUUUUUUAUAGGAUUUUUGUUGUAGAUUCGCAAAAUCGUUGUUAUUUUUUUUGUUUAUUUGACCAAUUUUGAUUUGUUAAACAAUGAUUUUACCUAUGUCCGGUAUGUAUUUAAUAUGGAUAAUAUUUAUAAUAAUAUAUAUCAUUAAUGAAUUUAAAAUUGUACGUCUUUAAUGCUGGUAAUGUUUUGCUUUUGUUACGAAAUGGUGUUUCAUAAUUAUUGUGAGAGAAUAAGCGUAUUAAUAUUGUUUUUUUUUAUUUUGAGUAGAACGGAGACACAAAAUAAUAUUUUAAAUUGCAUGCAGGGUGAUGGAGAUAGUUGGGUGGGUAUCUAAUUAUCUGUAAUUAGGUUUUCAGUUUCAAAACGGUGUGGUUGGUACUUUUCUUUGCGAAACUAUUUUUGAAGCAGCAAAGAAACUCAAAAAGUUUCAGCCCGCGACUUAAUUUUUCAAAUAUUUCAAUUUGAUGCUGAGAAACUGGAAAUAAAAUUAAGCAAGAACACACUUAACUGUUUUUAAUCUGCGGGCCUCUACUCAGAAUUUGAAUACAAUAUAAUAUAUAAUUUUAUUUAAAUGAUUUUAAUAAGUAUUUCCGCUAUCCGCCGUUCAAUAUAACUAUGUGCGUUUUUUACAGGCGGUUACGGAUGGAUUCCUCCAUUAGAACACCCGAGCGAGCUGGUCUGGGUACCAUGCGAUUCCGGCGAUCCAUUGCCAAGGGGAGCUGUCCACGUGGGCAUGGACAAGAACGGUGAUAGAUUGUACGCAGGGCGCGCUUUUCACGAAGGUGACUUACUACCAGCAAAAAUAAACCCAAACCAUUCGUCGGCAUACGUGUGCUGGGGAGGUUUAGAGCACGCCAUGAGUCACUUCGAGGUUAGAUUGUUGAACUUAAAUGAAAACAAUUAUUUGCAUUACUCCAAAGCCACCCGCAGGAGGCAAUAGGGCCGUGGCUCAUUCUCACUUUAGAUGAUAUACGUUAUACAAACACUCAAUUAUUUAAACCACGGAACAUGGAUUUAUGAUUUAAAUUUUAAAUAUAAAUUUUUUUUAUAUUAAUUAUUAUUUUUGAUUAUAUCACAAAUCCUAACAUGAAAUUUAAAAUUUGUUUUACAUAUAGGUUUACAAAACGGAACAAAUUGUAAAGAUAAAAUAUUUUUUGUUGGCUUCCCCCGAGAUAUAUUUCUGCGGGUGGCCAUGAAUUACUUCAUGCCAUAAUAUUAUUAACGAAUUGUUUUACGUUUUAUUUUCAGGUUUUAUGUCACACGAGCGUAGCUUGGCAAAGUUCUUACGAGAAUCGUAUUCCAUCGAACGCAAUUGUGAUAGGUUCCACCGUAAGCGGCGAAAAACUGUACAUGGGACGUGCGCUUCACGAUGGCACAUUAACUCCUGGAAAAGUAAUUCAUACAAUUAUUAUUAUAUGAUAUUCAAUUUGGUACUAUAUUGGUACUUGGCAAUCAAAUUAUUUGAAUGCGUUAGGUAAGGUAAUGCACAUAAGACAUAUAAGGUUAUGCCUAUAAGUCAUAAGUUACAAUUAAUCGUAUAAAUAUGAUAAAUACCUAGGUACUUAAUAUGGUACUAGGUAGAUAGGUACCUAAAGUACAUUGAAUAAUAUUAAAUUUCAGAAUUUGAAUUUGCAAUUAAGCCAUUAAGGGGGAUUGGCGAUGGUUUUCCAAAUUUUUCCAAUUUUGUGCAAUUUAAGAAUUGGUUUACAUUUGAAUGAUAUAUACCCAAAAGAUAAGAAUUGUUCACUUAUCUACCGCUGUUAACUAUUUAAAGGGAGGGGUAUGACCGGUUUGCGAACGAAUUUGAUUGAUAAGACAGACAAAACUGUAGGAAUUUCGUUUGACGGAUUUUAACUCUAAAAAUACAUUACGACUCUUCAUGUUCAUUAUAAUUUUUUUUUCAGGAUACGUGGGAAUUUUAAUUUAAAUUCUCUUUAUUAUAAGUAUAAGGUAAAAUACUUUAAAUAUACAUUUUUGAGUUAUUGAAAGAGUUGUUUAAAAAUCGUUUUAAAAAGUUGGUGCAAGAUUUCAUUUACGAUUUCUAAACUUCCAGUAAAAUAAUUAAAUUUUUAUUUUCAAAAUAUCCUAGUGGAGAACCUAAAGAAUUAUUUUUAAAAUUGAAAUCCAUCAACCGUUCUCGCUUCAAUCGGCUAAAAUAUACACCGUCAUCAACAUGAGAGGAUUCCUCAUGUUACCUACUCUAAUAAUAUUUUAUAUCAUUAAUCAGAUUUUUAAACAGAUUAAUUUUCAUAGAACUUUAUUGAUUAUCAAUAUAAUUUGUUAAUGAUUUUAAAAUUUAUUGUAAUAUAUAUUAAUUAAUUAAUAUAUAUUAUGCGGUUCAUCUCACUGUUUGUUCUGUUACGGAAAUCAUUAGGCCAGUGGCGGUCAAAUAAUUUUGUCAUCGGGAGGGAUAAGGAUCAUUUUUAAGAACUAUAUAAUUUAAUAUUUUAUAGAGUAAUUUUUUUAAACUUGCUCACCCCGUUUGUAUGGUUAAAUUAUGCCUAAAUUCUCAAAAUGUAUUUUUUUUAAAUAUUUAAGUGCAGUGAACGACGAUAUUUUCACAACAUUUAAGGAGUAUCGUCUGGGAUAAUAACUUUGGUUUUCCUAAUGAAAAUCUACAAAUUUUGAUACAAAUUAUAAAUUAGAUGACUUUCUGAAAAUGUUGACGUAAUAACGUAUUGCAAUCGAAAUUUGAAUGAUAUAUUUCUGAGUUAUUCUAAUACUAAGGAUAAUAGUUUUUUAGUUGGAUAUCAACUGUUUCAUGUAUGUAGAUAAUUUCUUGUUUUCAUUCGUGUAGUUAUUAACCUGUAAUAUUUCAGCUAGAAUAGCUCAAAUAUUUUUUGUUCAAAUUUCGAUUGAAAUACUUCAACAUUUAUUUAGAUAAAUCAUCUGAUUGAUGAUUUACAUAAGAAUAUGUAGAUUCUUAUUAGAAAAACCAAAGUUAUUAUUGUCACGGGAUACUUCUUAACAGGUAACAUUGUACAUAUCUAAGUAUUCGGAAAUAUCGUCUUUCACUAGACUUAAAAAUUUAAAAUAUGAUUAUAAAAUACAAUUUAUGAUUUUACUUUUUUAGAUUCAACCCAGUCAUAGAUCACUUUACAUACCGUAUAACGGAGAAGAGGUAGCUGUUGACGAGUAUGAAAUCAUGAUUUUUCGACCACCUGCAACGAUUGAUUAAAAUUUAUUCAACAAUAUGAUAUAUAUUUGAUGUUAUUAUUAACUGUUAAAUUAAUUAUUAUAUUUUGAAAACAAUUUUAAAUCAAACAAAACGUAGUAACUAUACAUAUAUAGUUAAAUCGCACAAAUAAUAUUUAAAAUGCGUUUUAUAUUACAUUACGACUAUCACAUUAUUACGUACAUGUAGUAUUUGCGUUUAAUAUGUGCACAUUAUUUUGUUAUUUUACGUUACAUUAUAUCUAUAUAAAGAGCGAUGAAGCUAAAAUAUUAGUAAAUUGUAUUAUAAUAUAUUUUUUUUUUUAUUUAAAAUAUCAUAUUAUAGUAAAACCUGUAGUACCUGAACAUUUUUUAAACCUCUCAGUACCUAAAAAAAAAAAAUAAAAAAAUACUGUAAAGGCGAUAAAUCAAGAUAUUAAGUUAGCGCGAUUGUCGAUCAUCAUGCCUAGUAAAUUGUCUAUCGCUGAUCAGUAAAUCGAUGUUGAGCGUUUAAUUGUCUAGUUGUAUGCCCGUCAAAUACCUACUUAGUGGUUAUAUGUUCGUGCGGGCCGUUAAAUUCUAUUUUCCCCGGGCUGGUUCAUGCCUAUAACCGCCCCUGGUUCAAAAUAUUCGUAAAUACUUGAAAUAUUAAUAGAAAACUUAUAUUUACGGUUUCUAAGCGUAGUAAAAUGUUCAAAAUAUUUGAGCACGUUUUAGGCAAUUUAAAUGCAUUUUAAUUUUGCGAAUUAUUUACGUAGAUUAUAUUUGGUAUAGGUUAGGUUUUAACUAAUAUUUUUUAUACCUGCCUUAAUAAAGAAAUUUUCCAUGAAUUAUGGAAAACUUCUUUCUUUUCCUCAGUUUUUAAGAAAGGUGACCCCUCACUAAUUCCAAAUUAUAGGCCUAUCUUUAAAAUAUCAGCUAUUCUAAAACUAUUAUCUAAUUUAAUUUCUUCUAAAUUAACUAGCUAAUUUUCUUUAUACCUAUUUAAAAAUUAACAUGGUUUUAUAUCUAAAUGUUCAACAUGCACUAAUUUAUCUUUAAUAAAAUACUUAAUACUAAAUUCAUUUGACUCUUAUGCACAAACAGAUAUUAUUUAUAUGGUCUUUUCUAAAGCGUUUGACUGUGUUAAUCUUGAAAUGUUAUUUUUAAAAUUAAAUUAUUUUGGUAUUUUCGUUUUUCUGGCUUUACAAUGAUGUUUUUUUUUGUUUUCUUAUACUGUGACAAAAACUUCUACCAGAAAUUUUAUUUCAAUAUGUAAAUGUAGCACCUUUUCUGAAAGAAAAUAUUGUCAUAUUGUCUAAAUGUUUCUAUAGGAAGGUAAUUUUUUGAUUUUUCAAACAGUUUUCAUAAUAUCAGGAAAACUAAGGAUAAAAUUUAAGAAAAACGGGAAAAUUUACGAAAAUAAUGCUCUUACUAUUUUCAAUUUUGUUUUUGUUGUAAUUCAGUUAAAAAUAUUCGUAGAGACUUGAAACUUAGACAGUAAACUUUAUAUUUACUUUUUCUUGACGUGGUAAAAAUUUUGAGUAAUUUAUAGAUAUUUUAAUUUUGUGAAUUUUUACGUGAUUUUUAUUCGGUAGGUACUAUGUGGAUAAAAUUGUUAGACCAAACAGAAAUGCUUGAAAAUUCAACAUGAAGUUCAUUAAAAGUCGUACUUUGUGGUAAAAAAAGUUUUGAGUAGAGGCUAACUGGCUCAUCAAUUUUAAAUAUUCAUCGAAAUGAAAGCAUUAAUAUAGAAACUAUUGUUGAUCAAACAAUAUUCAUAUAUAUCAUCAAACCGCUUGCAAAACGCUGCUUGAAAUUAUUUUGGAUUUGGUCAUC